AUGCGAGGGUGUAUCAAUCAAGUUGAAAUGAGGAAUCCAAGUGGCGCUUCUGAACAAGAUAUCAUGAACGAAGCGAAAGAGCUGUUAAAACUUGAUGGAUCCUAUAAGAAGGGUUUUAAGUUUGAUCAUGUCUGGAACAUCUUGAAAGACUCCGAGAGUUUAUCAAAUGUCACUGCAUCAACUCAGUAUCAACGACACAGUCCUUAUCAAUCACCUUCUUCCGGUCCUGGUGAUUCGUCUGGGACAGAUGUCGGUUUACCGUCGUUGACUAUUGAUGACGUAGAAGGUACUCAAAGACCAAUUGGUGUGAAAAAGGCAAAAUCAAAGCUACAAUCUGAUAAUAAGCUAGAGAAUUUAGUUAAGGCUAGUAAAAAAAUGAAGAAACAAAUGGCUAAAACCACUGAAGUUAUGAUACGAAGGAAUGAGCUUCAAGCGCAGAAACUUGCAUUAGAGGCAAGGUUGGCGGAUGACAAACUUAUGUGCAUCGAUCUAACCUCUAUCACUGAUCCUGUGUGGUAUGAGUUCGUAAAAAAAGAGAAAAUUCGAAUAGCGAGAGAGAGAACGCAACCCCAGGUUCAUAUGUCUCAACAAGAAUCAGAAUUCGUAGCAUCUCAAUAUCGAGUAUCUCAACAUCAACAAUUUGGAGCAGCUCAAGACCAAUCCGAAGGAUCUCAAAACGUAGCAGGAAGCUUUAGUCAGUUUAUGCCUAGCGGGGACGAUUGGACCCUUUAA
Molecule: messenger RNA, 732 nt
Organism: Cynara cardunculus var. scolymus (artichoke)
Lineage: Eukaryota; Viridiplantae; Streptophyta; Magnoliopsida; Asterales; Asteraceae
Exons: 2
Coding region: 1-732 (243 amino acids)
Source: RefSeq, a predicted model, not a curated record